UUCAGCUGUUUGUGUGUGUCAUUCUCUGCUGCCUUGACAAUUAGAGAAUUCUUUACACACAAAUUGCGUGUAUAUUAAACAAAACACAUUUUUUCUAUUGUUAAUACAAUGAGCAACGCAAUUAAUAUGAAUUGGUUGUGCUCAGUGGAAGGAGAAUCAUUGCUACAUCAUUUUUACGACAGUUCGACGAAAAAGCGACGAUUUUAUGGUAUUCUAGAAAGACCGGCUUUACCUGCUUCGAUCGAGGAAGUUACUUACAAAAUCUUCAUGAUUGGUAGACCAGGAGUUGGAAAGUCUUCUGUCGUUAACCGGUUGUCAGGCAUUGUAGCAACUGGGGAAAAUUCUUCUUACACAGAAACAAAUGGUAUACGGAAAACUACCGUUUUUUGGCCUGUCAAAAUCUGGGACAAAGUCGUACUUUUCAAACUUCAAUUCUGGGACACUUCUGAGAACAGUAUCAAAAAAUACAAUCACAUACUGCCGGCCUGUAAAGACAAAGUCGAUGCGAUUUGUUCAGUUUUUUCGUUUGACGAUGCUACCAGUUUCAGAGACAUUCCUUACCUCAUGAAUUCAAUGGCAACAUGUACACAAAAUCCAGCUAACAUAGUCAUUGGAACAAAGUACCAAGCUUAUGCUCCAAUGACAGUGACGGAUGGUCAAGUAAAAGAAUUUGAAGAGCGAUGGAAAACAAAAGUCAUCAAAAUUGAUACGAAUAAAUGUACAGCCAGAUCGGAAAUCCUCGAUUGCUCUUAUCACAUGAAUAGUAUCUGUAAAGUUCUGUGGAACAGAGAUCAGGAAUUCAUAUCUAAGCAGAUAAUACAAGUUUGAGGUCAAAAUUCAUGAAUUAAUAAAAGAGAAAAGGAAUGAUAAAUGGUGGAAGUGAUGUAAGAAAUACAAGAGAUUAAGACUGAUAUUUUUUUAUAUUUCAUAAAAAACUUGGAAUAGUUUGACAUUCCGGUGACUGAAUACUUCCUGAGGAAUGUUUAAUAAAUAUACUUUAUAUGCUA
Messenger RNA from Venturia canescens, 1007 nucleotides. RefSeq names its product ciliogenesis and planar polarity effector 2-like. The transcript has 4 exons. The record is from RefSeq and is a predicted model, not a curated record. Lineage: Eukaryota; Metazoa; Arthropoda; Insecta; Hymenoptera; Ichneumonidae. The coding region runs from base 109 to 828 and encodes 239 amino acids. Gene Ontology annotation, molecular function: GTPase activity; GTP binding.